AUGACUUCCAUAACAAACACCUCAUUCAUCACACUCCUCUAUUUUACCUUCUUCAUUUCUCUACCAUUCUCAACCUUUGCCUCUUACAAUGUGUCUGCUCUCUUUGCCUUUGGGGACUCCACCAUGGAUGCUGGCAACAACAACCACUUCAACACUCCCUUUCGUGGUGACCACUUACCCUAUGGUCGUGACCUUCCUAACCAUGUCCCAACUGGGAGAUUCUCAAAUGGGAAACUAUCAACAGAUUACCUUGUUCACAUUCUAGGCCUUAAGGAUCUAUUACCUGCUUAUCUAAAUUCAAAAGUGACAGAUCACGAUUUGCUCACUGGGGUUACUUUUGGUUCUGGAGGUUCUGGCUUGGAUAACAAGACUAUAGGCAUCACCAAAGUUUUGGACUUGGCCACACAAUUUGAGAUGUUUGAGGAGGCUAUGCAGAGGAUAAGAAAAUCAGUUGGAGAAGAAAAGAGUAGAGAUAUAAUUGAAAAUGCUUUGUUUAUCAUUAGCAUUGGGACUAAUGACAUGUUGUACAAUGCAUAUUUUUUACCAGUGAGGUUGUCACAGUAUGGUAAUGUUUCACGUUACCAAGAUUUUCUACUCCAAAAUCUUCUAUCUUUCGUUCAGAGACUCUACGGAGCAGGAGCUCGCAGGAUUAUAGUAGCAGGGCUUCCCCCUAUGGGAUGCCUGCCACUACUAGUGACCUUAAACAGCAUCUUACCCGCAAAAAACUGGUUCCAGCGCGUGUGUAAUGUCCAACAGAACAGAGAUUCUCAAGGCUACAACACCAAGCUUCAGUCCCAUAUUCAGUCACUGCACGCCACUCUUAAGGGUGCCAAGGUUGGCUAUUUCGAUAUCUAUACUCCCAUCUUGGAUAUGGUCCAAAAUCCAGCCAGUUAUGGUUUUCAUCAAACACACAAGGGAUGCUGUGGGACUGGGCUCUUGGAGAUGGGUCCUAUUUGCAAUGUGCUUGACACUACUUGCCCUGAUGCAUCUAAAUAUCUGUUUUGGGAUGCUGUGCACCCUUCCCAAGCUGGAUACUGGUUUCUAACCCAAAAUGGUCGUAAAACCGUGCUUCCAUACGUUACUAGUUAA
Gastrolobium bilobum is the source of this 1089-nucleotide messenger RNA. RefSeq names its product GDSL esterase/lipase At2g40250-like. Bases 1 to 1089 code for a protein of 362 amino acids. The record is from RefSeq and is a predicted model, not a curated record. NCBI's taxonomy places the organism in Eukaryota, Viridiplantae, Streptophyta, Magnoliopsida, Fabales, Fabaceae. The transcript has 3 exons. Gene Ontology annotation, molecular function: hydrolase activity, acting on ester bonds.